UGGGAGAAAAAUUCGGAAUAAUUGGAUUUAGUAACAUUACCUCGGAUGCGAAACACCUAAUCGAUAAGUACCAGUACUUGAAUUAAAGUUUACUUAUCUUAUCGAAUAAUUAGAUUAUUCUUUCUAUUUUUGUUGACUGAUAGCAGGGUUUUUGUUUCGUGACUCUUGUAAUUUCCGGAGACAGGUGGGGGAUUAAUUGAGCAUUACGUUAGCAUUUCAUUGUAGCACGUGCACGUAUCAAUAGAAAAAAUUCAUUGAGGAGCUUGUGAGGAUGAUUACUGAUUAUAGUAUGAAUCUGCAGAACAGUUUCUCUUCGUAAUUAUAAGAAGUAGGUAUUGUAGUCAGUGGCGUAGCCAGGAUUUUCUCAAGGAGGGGGCAAAACCAGAUUUCUACAUGAUGUCCAAUGAUACGAAAGUAUUGGAUAGACUGAAUUCGUAUUUGAAUGUAUUGAAAACAGAAUGUCUCAAGUUGGCCGAUUACUUUGAAAUUGCUGCUACAGCGUCGUGUAUUACGAAGAAGAAACAAAUAUUCAUAAUUUGGUCGGAUAAGUUCAAGACGAUGAAAAAAGCUGCCGGACCCAAAUCUGCUUUGGCGAAGCUUACGAGAAGAUUGUUCAGUCCCCAAACUGUUUCGUUCUUCCUGAUUUUACAUAUUAUGCAGAAUGGCUAUACCGCAUACUGUAACUCGAGCGUCAUUUCAGAGUUGCAAUUAUUUCAAAAAGAAGAUCGUCAAUCUCUGACUAAUAUGGUGGAACACGCAGGUGUCGAAAAAUACCUUGGUUUACCUGAACGUAGCGGUACUUUCGAUUCGAAUGUGUCCAGCUCUAAAUGAAAUGCAUUAUGAAGAUUUACAACUUCCUACUAUUCUGCUAGCGCUGGCUUACUUGAAAAGGCGACGAAGAAUUUCAAAUUACUUUGUACUCCUGGAUCUUAUUGGGUUUUCAAGUACCUAUAUAUAGAGUUUAUCUUUUGCUUUGUUAACUUGUGUAAAUAUUUUUCGUGUUACUGAUCAAAAUCAGUGAUUCUCUCGCGUAUAGUAGUUCGCUGUAAAUUUUCAUUACGUUUUCAAAAUAAAUGUUACUGUACUGUGGUUA
Molecule: messenger RNA, 1093 nt
Organism: Planococcus citri (citrus mealybug)
Lineage: Eukaryota; Metazoa; Arthropoda; Insecta; Hemiptera; Pseudococcidae
Exons: 5
Coding region: 394-831 (145 amino acids)
Source: RefSeq, a predicted model, not a curated record